UCAUCUCCCCCUGCUAUUAUAAAUCUGCCAACCCUGCUCCACUGGUUUCCCACCUCUUCCUUUUCCCUAAGCUUUUCAAGAACAAAAUUAAUUAUAAGAGCCUAUAUAGUUUCUUUCUUCAUUUAGUGGCAUUCCAUGUGCUCUGGAAUCACACAUAUUUAUGCUUUAUAUGCUUAGCUAUAUUAGCCCCACCGUCCAUUCUUAAUUUUACACCUUUUCAUAAUAUUUUUAUAUAUAUACAAUCUCUUCUAUAUAUCUGUCUCCUCCAUCUUUCAAUAUAUAGUCCUGUCUUUUCUUCUUAUAUAUAUUAAUUAUAGUUUCAGCAAAAUCAAGCUCUGUUAAUUAUUAGUGCAAAUGGGUGAAGAAGUUAAACAGGCAGAGGCUAAGGCAGAGGAGGAGAAGGUGGAAGAGAAAAAGGAAGAGGAGAAGCCAGCUGAAGAGAAAAAGGAGGAGGAGGCGCCGCCAAGAGCACCAUCUCCUUUUGUGUUGUUUGUGGACUUGCAUUGUGCGGGAUGUGCCAAGAAGAUCGAGAGGUCCAUUAUGAAAAUUAGGGGUGUGGAGGGAGUAGUGAUGGAUAUGGCUCAAAACCAAGUAACUAUAAAAGGAAUUGUGGAACCUCAAGUUGCUUGCAAUAGAAUCAUGAAGAAAACCAAGAGAAGAGCUAAAGUUUUGUCUCCAUUGCCUGAAGCUGAGGGUGAACCAAUGCCCCAAGUUGUCACCUCUCAGGUUAGUAGAUCAACAACCGUGGAGCUAAAUAUAAAUAUGCACUGUGAGGCCUGUGCUGAGCAACUUAAAAGAAAAAUACUUAAAAUGAGAGGAGUGCAAACAGUUGUAACAGAGUUGAGUACAGGAAAGGUAACAGUGACAGGGACCAUGGAUGCAGAAAAGCUGGUGGAUUAUGUAUACAGAAGAACCAAAAAGCAAGCUCGAAUAGUGCCACAGCCAGAGCCAGAGCCAGAAAAGAAAGAAGAAGAGAAAAAGGAAGAAGAGAAACCAACAGCAGAGGAAGCAAAACCAGCACCAGAAGAAGAGAAAAAGGAAGAAAAGGAAGAGAAGAAAGAAGAGGAAAAACCCCAAACAGCAGCAGAAGAACCCAAAAAAGAAGAAGGUGAAAUUAAGGAACCUGCAGCAGAGAACAAAGAAGAGGAGGGCAAGAAAGGAGGAGAAAGUGAAAUCAUAACCACCAUUGAUGAAGAAAACAUGAAGAGAAUGAUGUACUAUUACCAACCACUUUAUGUGAUUGAGAGAAUCCCACCACCUCAACUCUUCAGCGAUGAGAACCCUAAUGCAUGUUCCAUUUCAUGAUCAUGUCCAUCAGUCAUCAUCAGUCAAAUUUCUAUAUAGUAACCAAUAUUAAGGUGCUAUAUACAUAUAAAUAUAUAUAUUUUUAUGUACUCUACCAUAGGUAUAUAUAAACAUGCUUGUAUGUACUUCCACUCUUGAUGAGAAUUUUAGAAAAGCUUCAUCAGUGGAAGGUGUUGAGUGAUUUCUUGGGAGGGGACUUGAACAUCUUCAAGUGCAAACCCAUCAAUAAUUAACAAUCAAAAUCAUCAUAUAUUCUCA
Messenger RNA from Ricinus communis (castor bean), 1563 nucleotides. Its product is annotated as heavy metal-associated isoprenylated plant protein 9. The transcript is spliced from 5 exons. Gene Ontology annotation, molecular function: metal ion binding. Lineage: Eukaryota; Viridiplantae; Streptophyta; Magnoliopsida; Malpighiales; Euphorbiaceae. The record is from RefSeq and is a predicted model, not a curated record. Bases 355 to 1305 code for a protein of 316 amino acids.